AUGGUGAAGCUUUGUGCUGGCCAACCUGAGGAGAAGAAGGUUGGUCUCGAAGAUCGUGCUCACAGAGAGAAUGAUGAAGAUCAAGAGGCCUUGGCUGAUUUCCUGACUGAGAUUAAUCAGCCUGACUCAGAGGAGACCUCGAAAGUAUAUGUGGAUGGAUUAGCUACCCGUCAUGGGAGCGGUGUGGGAGUUCUUCUGAUAUCUCCUCAAGAAGAUGUUUUGCAGCUGGCCAUGUGGCUAAACUUCAGAGCCACUAAUAAUGAAGUAGAAUAUGAAGUUUUAUUGGCAGGCCUGCAAGCAGCUCGGCAUGUAGGGGUUGCCCGAGUUAUCAUUUAUUCAGACUUCCAAUUAGUAACUCAACAAGUAACUGGCAACUUUGGGAUCAACAACGACUGGUUACAAAUAUAUCAGGAGGCUUAUGAGAAAAUGAAGUCAGAAUUCAAGGAGGUCGUUAUAAGCAAGAUCCCCAGAUCUGAGAACGGCAAGGCUGAUGAGUUAGCGAAGAUGGCCAGCUCCUUGACCACGUGGGUGCUGGAUAGGUCAAUAGCCCAGACCUUCUUAAUAGCCUAG
Messenger RNA from Zingiber officinale, 570 nucleotides. RefSeq lists its product as uncharacterized. Bases 1 to 570 code for a protein of 189 amino acids. The record is from RefSeq and is a predicted model, not a curated record. Lineage: Eukaryota; Viridiplantae; Streptophyta; Magnoliopsida; Zingiberales; Zingiberaceae. Gene Ontology annotation, molecular function: RNA-DNA hybrid ribonuclease activity; nucleic acid binding. The transcript is spliced from 2 exons.